This is a messenger RNA of Schizosaccharomyces japonicus yFS275, 2352 nucleotides long. Its product is annotated as cytoplasmic glutaminyl-tRNA ligase Qrs1. The record is from RefSeq and is a predicted model, not a curated record. The transcript has a single exon. Gene Ontology annotation, biological process: glutaminyl-tRNA aminoacylation; translation; tRNA aminoacylation for protein translation. Lineage: Eukaryota; Fungi; Ascomycota; Schizosaccharomycetes; Schizosaccharomycetales; Schizosaccharomycetaceae. Gene Ontology annotation, molecular function: glutamine-tRNA ligase activity; sequence-specific mRNA binding; nucleotide binding. Bases 1 to 2352 code for a protein of 783 amino acids. Gene Ontology annotation, cellular component: mitochondrion; cytosol; cytoplasm.
AUGGACUCGUCUAUGGAGGCUCUGAACGAGAAGUUUUUGCGAACUGGAUUAAAUGAGACCCGUGUUACGGACACGUUGAAGAACAAGAACCUGACGGCUUCGCUGGAUCGUGUCAUUAACUUGGCCGGUGUGGGUGAAACAGGCUGUGAUAAGUCUGUGGGAAACCUUCUUUUGCUUCUCGCAAACGAAGCUGUGAAGCAAAAGAGUGAAAAUGUCUUGAAGCACGAGAAGUACGUCGCCGACCGUAUUGUGAAAGGCGAUUUGAAGACAAACUUGCAAGUCUCAUCAGCCGUUGCUUACUGUAAGACGGCAGACACAAUCGAUGACGCAGCUUUCGACCGUGCUGCUGGCGUUGGUGUCGUUUGCACGGACGAAGAGAUCGAAAAACUGGUUCAGGAGUAUCUUAAUGAACACAAGGCCACUAUUGAGGAGCAACGGUAUCGGUCGUUGAACGCGACAGCUUCCGCUCUUCGUACCCAUCCCGUUCUUAAAUGGGCUGCUCAAUUGAAGGUCAAGCAAACGAUUGAUCGCCUUUAUUUGGCUCUUCUGGGCCCUAAGGAUGAGAGAGAUGUUGUCACGAAGAAGAAGGGCGGUGCUCCGAAGAAGGGAAAUGCAAAGCCCGCUCAAAAAGUACCUAAAACUUACAAUAUGUUCGAGGAAGGCUUCCUCGCCAAACUUCAUAAGGCUGGAGGUAACACACAGAUGUACCCUGAGCGUAUGAAGGAGCAUUUAGCAGCCACUGGUGGUCGCGUUGUAACCCGUUUCCCUCCUGAGCCUAAUGGAUACCUGCACAUUGGCCAUUCCAAGGCCAUUGCGGUUAACUUUGGCUUUGCCAAGUAUCACAACGGUAUUUGCUACUUGCGUUUCGAUGACACAAACCCUGAGGCCGAAGAGCAAGUGUACUUCGAGAGCAUUAAGGAUUUGAUCGCUUGGUUGGGAUUCAAGCCUUACAAAAUUACAUACUCCAGCGACUACUUUGAUCAGCUGUAUGAGCUUGCUGAGAAGCUCAUUUUGAUGGACAAGGGUUACGUUUGCCAUUGUACCGACGCUGAAAUCAAGAAGGCUCGAGGAGGUGAUGAACGCGGUCCUCGCUACGCUUGUGUUCAUCGUAACCGUCCUGUUGAGGAGUCUUUGCAGGAGUUCCGCAACAUGCGCGAUGGAAAAUACAAGCCCAAGGAGGCCAUUUUGCGCAUGAAGCAGGACUUGGAGGAUGGCAAUCCUCAGAUGUGGGAUUUGUGUGCGUACCGUGUGCUCAACGCAUCUCAUCCCCGUACGGGCGACAAGUGGAAGAUCUAUCCCACAUACGAUUUUACGCACUGUUUGGUCGAUUCUUUCGAAAAUAUCUCGCAUUCUCUGUGUACAACUGAGUUCAUCCUCUCUCGUGUCAGCUACGAAUGGCUUUGCAAUACGCUCCAAGUCUACUGUCCUGCCCAACGUGAGUAUGGUCGUUUGAAUUUGGAGGGCGCCUUGAUGAGCAAGCGCAAGAUUAUGAAGUUGGUGAAGGGCGGUCUUGUUCGUGGUUGGGAUGAUCCCCGGUUGUAUACGCUUGUAGCAUUGAGACGUCGUGGUGUACCUCCUGGUGCUAUUCUUGAUUUUGUUAGUGAGGUCGGUGUCACCACUGCCGUUAGCAACAUCGAGGUUGCACGGUUCGAGAACGUUGUUCGCAAGUUCCUUGAGAACAGUGUUCCCCGUUUGAUGCUUCUUUUGGAUCCUCUGAAGAUUACCAUUGAGAAUGUUGAUGAGUCGUUCCGUGAAGAGAUUGAAAUUCCCUUCAACCCCAAGGAUGCCGCAAUGGGUUCGCGCAAGCAGUACUUCACUAAGCAUCUCUACAUUGACCGUUCUGAUUUCAGCGAGGUGACGACGCCAGACUUUUACCGUCUGACCCCCGACCAACCCGUCGGUCUGUUCCGUGUGCCCCACCCCAUCUCUGUGAAGAAGGUAGUCAAGGACGAGAGCGGUAACGUUGUUGAGCUCGUUGCCACUUACGAAAACGACGCUGCCGCCCGUAAGAAGCCCAAGACUUUCAUCCAGUGGGUAUGUGAAGACAAGCAAAGUAACAGUCCUGUCCGCUUAUCCGAGGCACGCCUGUUCAACAACCUGUUCAAGUGCGACAACCCCGCCGGUUUGAAGGAGCAUGAGUUGCAAGAUGCAAUCAAUCCUGAAAGUGAAAUUGUAUUGAAGAAUGCUUUGGUCGAGUCGGGUAUUCACGACCUCAUCAAGACUGCACCCUGGCCUCACUCUGCGACUAGCAAUGAGAAUCCUACUACGAAUCCCGAGUGUGUUCGUUUCCAAGGCAUGCGUGUUGGCAUUUUUGCUUGGACAAGGAUUCGACUGCUGACAAGCUUGUUCUGA